AUGAUCUUGGACUUGGGAAUCGCCGGCGGGAUGGUGUGGUCGGUGGAGACAGACGAUUUCCUCGGGAAAUGCGGGUUGGGAAAGAACCCCAUCCUCACCACCAUCUAUAAAGUCCUGAACGGCGGAGACCCAAUCCUACCAACUCCGCCUCCCGCCACGACGGCCAGUCCCGGCGCCUCCAGCAGCACCGCCGCCCCGGCGACCACCGCGCCCCCCAUCGGCCCCUCGGCGCACUGUCCGCAGGAGGGGUAUUUCCCGCGUGGGCAAUGUAGUGCCGAGUACUACUACUGCCAGCCUUAUUUUUACGAAUGGAUCAUCUAUAGCAUGAGCUGCCCUGCCGGACUCGUGUGGCACCAGGAUAAUUGCGUUUAUCCAUCCACUUCCCCAGAAUGCUAUUGAAAUAUCACCAUUUGUCGAGGAAUAAAGUCCAUUAUAUUUGAAA
Darwinula stevensoni is the source of this 442-nucleotide messenger RNA. Lineage: Eukaryota; Metazoa; Arthropoda; Ostracoda; Podocopida; Darwinulidae. The record is from the annotation of a GenBank genome assembly.